Molecule: messenger RNA, 2599 nt
Organism: Lacerta agilis (Sand lizard)
Lineage: Eukaryota; Metazoa; Chordata; Lepidosauria; Squamata; Lacertidae
Gene: GRB10
Product: growth factor receptor bound protein 10
Exons: 17
Coding region: 140-1915 (591 amino acids)
Biological process (GO): insulin receptor signaling pathway; negative regulation of Wnt signaling pathway; negative regulation of insulin receptor signaling pathway
Molecular function (GO): insulin receptor binding
Source: RefSeq, a predicted model, not a curated record
CAGCAGCAGAAGGCAGCGGCGGCGGCGUCGCGCAGCCCGGAGUUGCUGGAGGACGGACGCCUGGAGGGAAGCUCGCCGGCCUCGGCCGCAGGUGCCGCAAAGCAGUAGAUGUAAUUUUGAAGAUAUUCUGAAGGCACAAAUGGCUUUAGCUGGCUGCCCAGACUCCUUUUUGCACCAUCCUUACCGAAUAGACAGUGUAGAUCAGACAUCAGCACAUGCUCGACGUGAUCUAGUGGAACCCGGAUUCCAAGAACAGUCAAGCCGCCUCUCAUUAAGUCAUCAAGGAGAUGAUGAUGUGGACUUGGAAGCAUUAGUUAAUGAUAUGAACUCCUCAUUUGAAAGUUUGUACACCCCCUACAACGUGCAUUCAGAAAGCGCCCCACUCCUUCACAAUGGCCAGCUGCCAGCCUCAGGAACAAAUUCACUGCAGCCUGUAUCUCCAAAGCAGAAAGUGCAGAGGUCUCAGCCAGUACGCAUCAUGGCAGUCAGACGCCUUCAAGAGGAGGAACAGUUCAGAACAUCCUCUUUGCCUGCCAUACCGAACCCUUUUCCUGAGCUUUGCAGCCCCACAAGCUCACCUGUCUUGACCCCUGGAUCUCUACCUCAGAAUCAGCCUGCAAAUAAACAGGAUAUAAAAGUCUUUGCAGAAGACGGAACAUGCAAAGUGGUCGAGAUCCUAGCAGAUAUGACAGCCCGGGACCUCUGCCAGUUGCUCGUUUACAAAAGUCAUUGUGUGGAUGAUAACAGCUGGACCCUAGUGGAACAUCACCCUCUCCUAGGAUUAGAGAGGUGCUUAGAAGAUCAUGAACUUGUUGUUCAAGUUGAGUCUACAAUGGGAAGUGAAAGUAAAUUUUUGUUCAGGAAGAACUAUGCAAAAUAUGAAUUUUUUAAGAAUCCUGUGAACUUUUUCCCAGAGCAAAUGGUUGCUUGGUGUCAGCAGUCAAAUGGCUGUAUUCCACAGUCACAACUUUUACAGAAUUUUUUAAACUCAAAUAGCUGUCCUGAAAUCCAAGGAUUUUUGCAUGUGAAAGAACAGGGGAGGAAGUCUUGGAAGAAGCAGUAUGCUUGCCUGAGGAGAUCUGGACUUUACUGCUCUACAAAAGGGUCUUCAAAGGAACCAAGGCACCUGCAGUUGUUAGCGGACCUUGAAGACAGCAACGUUUUCUCACUGGUAGCAGGCAAGAAGCUCCACAACGCUCCUACAGAUUAUGGAUUUUGUAUAAAGCCCAACCGAAUGAGAAGUGAAACAAAAGAAUUGAGGUUUCUGUGUGCGGAUGACGAGCAGAGCAGGACAUGCUGGAUGACAGCCUUUAGGCUCCUCAAGUAUGGGAUGUUGCUGUACCAGAACUACAGAAUUCCACAACAGAGAAAAGCUGCGCUUCUGCAUUUCACCACUCCUAUAAGAAGUGUGUCUGAAAAUUCCUUAGUAGCAAUGGAUUUUUCCGGACAGAUAGGAAGAGUUAUUGAAAACCCAGCAGAAGCACAGAGUGCCGCCCUGGAGGAAGGCUAUGCAUGGAGGAAACGCAGCACAAGAAUGAAUAUCCUGGGUAACCAAAGUCCUCUUCAGCCUUCCAUGUUGAACACAGUUAUUCAUAGGACACAAAACUGGUUUCACGGCAGAAUCUCUAGAGAAGAAUCGCACAGGAUUAUUAAACAGCAGGGUCUUGUGGAUGGGUUAUUUCUUCUCCGGGACAGCCAGAGUAACCCAAAGGCAUUUGUACUUACACUGUGUCACCAUCAAAAAAUUAAGCAUUUCCAGAUUUUGCCGUGUGAAGAUGACGGACAGAUAUUUUUCAGUCUGGAUGAUGGGAGCACCAAAUUCACUGACCUAAUACAGCUUGUUGAGUUCUACCAACUAAACAAGGGAGUUUUGCCGUGUAAACUCAAACACCACUGUAUACGUGUGGCCUUAUGACCUCUAUUUUGAUCCAUGUUGAAGACCGACUUUUUCUCAGUGAUGGAAGUUGCUAGAGAAAUAUUAUAAAAAGGAAGGUUGACACUGGGGAAUUGGCAGAAUAGUUGUUCACAAGAAUUAUGCACCUUGGGGAUUUGGAAAAGGAUGAAUUGAGCAACAGACUGAGAUUUUGCUGGUUUGUGUAACACCUAAACAUGCUUGGUGCUGAAUGUCCUAGCAACCCCUAAAAUCAGGAAAGGGUGUGUAAAAUCAUUAAACAAAACUGGAAACUGUCCCUUGGCUGGUCCAUUUAACAGAAUCAAGUUUGUGAAGCAAAAUUAUUGAAAAGAACUCUUGCCCUGGAAUAAUCUUGAGAAUUUAAGACUUAGUGUGUUUACUUUUUGUAUUGAUCACACUCUACUAUUUUUUGUUUUUUGCACUCCUACUUUUUGGAUAUUGCAUAUGGCCUAUAUUAGGAGCUGAUAAAGCUUUUACACUUAUGCAGGAUUUGGGUAUUAAUCUAAAUCCUGUAUUUCAUGAGUUGCUUCAGCCUAACAAGGAUCUAGAAGACAAAAAUAUGACUUGAUGGCUCUGAAAAUCAGCAGAUAUGUCAUGUACCGAUGCUCUUGAAGAAGCAGUGUGGAUACAACUAUGGCAAUAUACACAUACCAACAUAUGUACUCUUUAGAGUGAUUGGGUUUUGUU